AUGACAGAGAACGAGCCUCCCGCCCUUGGUGUGCACGACGAUGGCCGAGCCACGCGGAGCCGCCGCAUCAUGGGCAAGCUAUUCGGCCGCGACCGCGAUCGAAAGGCAACCCGCGACGACGGCGACCUGAACGACUUCUUGCACGGAUCCACCGACAAGUUGCAGGUCACUCACCCCGUGCCGCCGGUGCUGACCAGGCUCGACACCAAGACCGCCCCCCGAUACCCCAAUGCCCACAACGUCAACACCGGCAGCGAGACCAAGACGGAGUACGCUGUACGGCCGCGCGACCCCCCGGCAAGGAUCAAGAAGGGGAAGGGGCUGACCGUGAGUUUUGUGAAUUCAAACCCGGAUGUCAUUGGGGAUGGCGGCGACGAGUGCGAGGUUCCCACAGUCGAGAUAUCGAGACGCAAGAAACAAAGACCUCAACCCAGCCCCUCCUCCUCCAUGGCGCCGCCUGGCCGACCUGCAAACCUCGGAGCUGGCUCUCAAAACCCAUUCGCAGACCCACCCGGACAACCAUCGUCGAGGGACGCACGGUUGAGCCCGGGGUUACGGCGCACCCAGACUGGGAUGGCACCGAGUCCCGGUCCUCCGGGCUCGGGAUUGACGCCGGGAGCCAACACAGGUCGCCGAUAUCUGGGCAUGCCUGCCGCUCAAGACGACAAACGUAGAUCGUUUAUCGAGGUACAACAGGCCCAAAUGCGAGAAGCUGAAGGACGAGCCUUUGCAAACGCCGUACGGUCGGCGUCGGGAGACCAGUCUAGGCAAAACGACCGGGCAAAUUCCUCACCCACAUCGCCCAUCCAGGAGAUGGAAUCGCCCAUCACCGCAUCACCAGAUUCAAUGAAUCCUCCCCAGCUACAGUCACCUGCGCAUUUCGCAAACGCUCCCCCAAUCCCCGCUAAGGCACAGCGCGCGCCACCUCCGAUGCCGCCGCCUUCCCGAGAACCACGAGAAUCACCCCCAUCGCAGAAUCAGUACACCCUCACUAGUCAACAGUCCAACUCGCCCGACCGGCUGAACAGGACGCCGAAGACGGAGAACAGCCCCGGUACCCUCUACUCGGCCGCUUCAAACUUUCACCGCCCGUUUGGGGCAACAAGACAAGAGACCAGUGUCCUGGAGAAGGGCUAUGGCUCGCCUGUCCAACAACAGGGGGGGUCAAGUUUCCAAGACGUUGUAGCGGCUGCCUCGGACGACGCUAUGAAUGCGUUUGUGACGCGCACCCGCCAUUUGUUCGAGCUGUUUCGCCUUCAUGGUGAGAGUGUGCGGUCAUUGGCCGCGUCUACACCCCAGGACCUCGCGCGGGCGGCUCUAUGGUGGUUUUUGAUCGGCCGGACAGCGCUGGAGGUUGCCAUCCGCGACCGGCCCUCUACCCCCGAAUCCCAGAUGAAAAAUGACAUGGCGAAGCAGCAAGCAUAUGCCGAUCUGGCUAAGAGCUACUGGCUCUUGGAAGAAGCUAUGACCGAAGUUGUCAAUAGCGGCCGCAGUCCGGUUGACAAGGAAGCAGAGGGCGUCCGGACCACAAUCGUCUCCAGCCUCCGAAAACUAGCCGUAUCGAUGAAGCGGAACGGCUUUCUGCCGCCCGAGGAAGCAUUCCUCCCCCAAACUGUUGACAGAACGAUUUGGCUCGACUAUCCACCCUUAUCCCAAGACAUCACAUCUCUGCUUUGCGGUUCGAGUUCUGCUCUUGCCCAGAGUCACACCUCCGGGAUGACGAUACUGGAGACGUUGCCGUUGGCUGACACGGCGACCACUUUCUGCUUCGCCCGCUUCCAGGUCGAUGCGUUCCUGAUGGAGCAGGGGCGAGAAUCACGGCGACUCUACCUCCCAUGCUUCCUAUCGACUGUCAGGCCGCAGACGCAGCCUGACAUACUGUUCAUCCUCGCCAGCCAGAACGGGGCGGUGCAGCUUCGGAUAUCCGGAAACAAGAACACAGGUCCGUGCUGGGACGAGGUCCGCUGGCGUCCAGAAAAUUGCAACCUGGAAAUCAAGUUGCCCCGGGGAUUCAUCCUGAUCGUGCAGUGCUCACAGCAAGCAUAUUCCACGCUGCGGAGCAUGUACGAAUUUAGCGCAAAGGUUCACUCCAGUCUCUACCCAAGGCAAGACGAGAGCUGCAUUUUCAGGUCAACCCUCCGGGCGUUCCAGUACUUUGACAACGAUCCACAGUCAAGGCAGUUCCCGAAAGAAUCGACUCUCAACUGCGAGAUCGCCUUGUUUGAGCGCCUGUUUAGAGAGGGCGCGGCCACGGGUCCUCGCACUUACCACAAAGGGUACCGUAUCGCCGUUGUCACAGGUCCGCGGACCAAGACCCUGAGUGGUGUCAACCAGAUGUACCUCCCUCAAGCUCCCAUACAAUUCGGGUUUCUGCGAAGCGAGGCCAAUGACCCUGCCCUCUCACUAAAGUUCGAGAACGGCCGAUUCAAAGGUAACAUGGUGCUAUCGUUUGCCGACGAGGCGGAAAGGCUGCGAAUGCAUAGUCUACUCAUAGGAACUGCCCUGGACCGGGGCGAGAGUGUUUCUGGUGAGGCGCCCCUGCAGGGAGUCUGGUUCUCGGAGAGGUACGGCGAUGCCGGUAACAAGGGCCUACAGGCCCUGUCCGCUCUGGCAUGGAACAAAGUUAGGGUGAUCAAUUACGACAAUGACGGCGACAGGCCCUCGUGCGUUCUCGCCGAUAGGCUCCGCGUGGUCUACGAGUUCAAAGAAGGCACCCUUACCGACCGUGUCAACGUCGCCCCGGGCGAACUAAAACUCCGCCUCGACGUACAAAACCCGAGCUGCCUGAUGGUCUUCCGCCAACCCCAGUCCGACAUCACCCUCGCCGUUACCGAAGCCAACUCGGCCCGCAAUCUGUCUGGCGGCCUUACACAGGCCCUUGAAAGCGUCAAACAGUCCGCCACUAUCCGCACCUUCAUGUUCCCCAACAUCAAAGAGCUCCACGCCUUCGAAACAGCCAUCACGGGCUUCCAGGUGCUCUUCGACGGCACCGCCGCCGCCUUCGCCAUCUCGCGCCGCCGCAUGGUCGUGCCGAUCCACAAGAAGUGGGAGGCAGGCGCGACGAGGAUCCAAGUGGUGCAGCAGGACGGUGUGUCCCAGCUGCUGGCCUUCUUCGAGGACUUCAGCCACGGCAAGUGCAUGGGGUUCCACCUCAAGGGGACCGACGUCUUCGAGUCGUUCAACCGGAGCGGAAAGGCCGGACUUAAGAUCGACGAUGCCAAGUUCCCGCUGCCUAGGACGCUCGCGCCGGAUGCUGACAGCGCACAGCAGGCGGCCGACGCGGCGUUCCUGUGCCUGGAUCUGCCGGAGCUGCCGGGGGAGCAUGACGAUAUCUCCAUCCUAUUUGACAAUGAGGCGGAGCGCGAUAGGCUCGUCGCUUGCCUCCCGGCGCCAGUUAAAGCACCGCGGCUACCGAAAAUCAAGGGGAUGUCAUGA
This is a messenger RNA of Chaetomium fimeti, 3435 nucleotides long. RefSeq lists its product as uncharacterized. The coding region runs from base 1 to 3435 and encodes 1144 amino acids. The record is from RefSeq and is a predicted model, not a curated record. NCBI's taxonomy places the organism in Eukaryota, Fungi, Ascomycota, Sordariomycetes, Sordariales, Chaetomiaceae. The transcript has 2 exons.